UUUAAAGAUGUCUUCUGACGAUAUGUCUGUGACUGAAUUUGUCUUUGCUAGCCUGCAUUGACUUUCACCAUCAAUUGUACUCUAUUAUGCUGAUAUGCUUACUGAUGAACCGUGGGCAGUGAUUCUAAUAAUCCAUGUUGGUAUAAUGACUGUUCUGCCCUGUAUUACUUCCAAAUCUUGCUUUUCCUCUAAAGCUGGCCGAAUUAAUAGUUACUAUUAUUCUUCGGAAGACAGAAAUGUUUGGCUUGGGGUGUUCUUGCUUCUUUGAAUCUCAUAUAUUGUGGUCUUUGUUUAUUUUGCUUUAUUAUCCCCAAAUGGAUAUGAUGUCAGAAAUAUGAUGAGACCAUUAUCUGUUACUUGUGGUAGCAUUUGGAGUGGCGCUAAAAUAGGUUAUCUUUCAACUACGAAGGCAGGAAUAGAAGAGUACUUUUGGAGGACGUACAAUUACAAUAUUUUUAGUACCGAUGAGUUUGCUUUCUUCCUUGUUUCGAUCUUCUGGGCCCUCCCAUACGUUGUAAUUGCCAUCCGAUUUGAAGCUGAGCCAUUAAUUGUAGCUAUAGUUUUUGUAAUUUUUGUAGUAAUAGGAAGAAUACUUAUCUGGGUUCAAUGGAAAUAUGGAUUCCCUAAUAAAGAGACGAUACAUGCAGGAGUUUCAUUAGGCUUAGCGCUAUGAUAUGUACUGGAAGAAUGAAAAGAUUGUCGAGAAUCUGGUGAAUGCUAGUAA
Molecule: messenger RNA, 724 nt
Organism: Moneuplotes crassus
Lineage: Eukaryota; Ciliophora; Spirotrichea; Euplotida; Euplotidae
Source: the annotation of a GenBank genome assembly